CUUGAGGAAGGACGUCCACAUUUCUCUCCUGUCCACAAUAAUGACCUUUUGGCUAAACUGAACUUUGAAUCAUCAAGGGGAUGUUCGUAUCCCCACAAUGCGAUUCCAGUGAUUUUCUUAAUGCUAUUACACUUGUGUUCACAAAACAAUCAUGAAGUUGGAAUGGGUGAUUUUUGUGUUAUAUUUUUUUUGUGUUUUAGACAAUUGUUUUUGUAGUCCUGACGCGAAAAGACUGUACGAUGACCUCUUAAGUAAUUACAACAGAUUAAUCAGACCGGUUAGCAAUAAUACGGAUACUGUUUUAGUGAAAUUGGGCCUCAGAUUGUCACAGUUGAUUGAACUGAAUCUAAAGGAUCAAAUUCUUACUACAAAUGUUUGGUUAGAACAUGUAAGUAUUGUAUUUCCCAGAUUCAGAACAUCAAAUAAUUAUUUUAUUUUCAUUUUCAAGGAAUGGCAAGAUCAUAAAUUUAUGUGGGAUCCACAAGAAUAUGGUGGAGUCACUGAACUAUAUGUACCAUCUGAACACAUUUGGUUACCAGAUAUAGUUCUUUAUAAUAAUGCUGAUGGCGAAUAUGUAGUAACAACUAUGACGAAAGCUGUACUAAGACAUACUGGCAAGGUGUUGUGGACACCUCCGGCUAUUUUCAAGUCAUCGUGCGAAAUUGAUGUAAGGUAUUUUCCAUUUGACCAACAAACAUGUUUUAUGAAAUUUGGUUCAUGGACGUAUGAUGGUAAUCAGAUCGACUUAAAACACAUAGAUCAAAAGGUUGGAGAAGAUAAAGUUGAAGUAGGAAUAGAUUUGAGAGAAUAUUACCCAAGUGUAGAAUGGGAUAUAUUGGGUGUUCCCGCCGAAAGGCAUGAAAGAUAUUAUCCUUGUUGUGCUGAACCAUACCCAGAUAUAUUUUUUAACAUAACGCUCCGAAGAAAAACCCUUUUCUACACAGUUAACCUUAUAGUUCCAUGCGUAGGUAUUUCAUACCUUUCAGUACUAGUCUUUUAUUUACCAGCCGAUUCUGGAGAGAAGAUCGCUUUAUGUAUAAAUAUUCUUCUAUCGCAAACGAUGUUUUUCCUUCUAAUUUCCGAAAUUAUACCUUCGACUUCGUUAGCUCUACCUCUAUUAGGAAAAUACAUUCUGUUUACAAUGGUUAUGGUAGGAUUUUCCGUAGUUAUCACUAUAAUAAUUUUAAACGUACAUUAUAGAAAACCGAGUACUCAUAGAAUGGCACCGUGGGUGCGAAAUUUCUUCAUCAAAAGUGUACCUAAGUUGCUACUAAUGAGAGUUCCGAAAGAUUUACUGACGGAACUAGCGGCAAAUAAAAUACCAAUACAUAGAUUGUCAUUGAAGAAGAGAGAACUAGAAAUUAUGCCUUCUAGUAGAUCAUCUUCGUCUAGUACUUCUAGUUCAUCCAUGAAUAGAAUUAGUGGAUGUAACGGGUUACAUACUGGUACAACUACAGCAAGAUUGAGGGGAUUUGCUGGCACAUUGAGUGAACGCCUCGGAUACAAUGGACUGUCUUCAGUGUUUUCGGGAUUAGAUGAAAGUGAUUCUGGCACAAGAAAAAAGUAUCCAUUUGAAUUAGAAAAAGCAAUACAUAAUGUAAUGUUUAUACAACAUCAUAUUCAGAGGCAGGACCAAUUUAAUGCCGAAGACCAAGACUGGGGCUUCGUAGCUAUGGUGCUAGAUCGGUUGUUUCUCUGGAUAUUUAUUAUAGCUUCCAUAGCCGGUACCAUAUCUAUUCUAUGCGAAGCACCAGCUUUGUACGAUGACACGAAACCCAUCGACAUGGAGCUCUCUUCGGUUGCUCAGCAACAAUUUUUACCAGAUUUCGAAAAUAUUCAAUAAUAAAUGUACAGAUCUCAUUAUAAUGUCUCAGUAAGCUUGGUUAGUGUUGCUAGUAAGAGUCGAUUUACCAAAGAAACGCUCCUAUUAUCUCCAUUCAAGUAGAUACACGAUCAACGUAAGUGUAUACAGGGUGUUUCUAAAGUAAUCUAAGAUAUUUUUGUGAGUGUUCCGUCCUUCAGCUUUAUUUCUCUCGUGAACGUUAAUAUGUGUAAUUCAGGUGAUCAUAUACACUUCAAAUGGAUCUUUUUUGCUACGAGAAGAUGCUCACUUCUCACAGCCGAUGAGAAAUGCUUCUAGUUGUUAAAUAUCUUCAUGUUCCAUUCCAUACACCCCGGGUAUAAUGUUCUGAGGUUCCGUAAGUAAGUCUCUCCCACGAAAAAAUGUGGAAAGAAGUUGCAGAACCUGUACGUUGUAUCCUCUUUUAAUCCUAUGUGUCCAUUAAGGCGGUAAUGAUCUUUUUUGGUUACAGUUUCCAAAGAAUAUCUUUUCUUUUUGCCCUAUCUAUAUCCUUUUCUAGUAUUUUUUCAAUUGUCCUAUAGCCGAUUUCACAAAAAGGUUCAUGUCCUACGAAGAGUUAAUACGUCGCUACUUUGACAAGUCUAUAAAUUCAUUUCUCUCCACUCCAGUGUCUCUCGGCACAAAUUAUUGUAGGUAUUAUCGCCCACUUGUAAUAUAUUCCGCGUUUUUACUAUGUUUCUAGUUAUAACUAUCCUUACUUAUAGAAUCAUCCAUUGCACAGGUCUAAGUAUAUCGUUCUAGUACCUCCUCAUCAGGAGUAGUGCCAGAAGUAGUGCCAUCUAUCUCCACUCUAAUUAAAUAAUAAGUUUUCAAUUGCAGAGUUGCAUUGUUAUGUUUUUUAUGAUCGUUCCUCGUACUUCGAUAUCACAUUUUGAGGUUAAAAUAAUUCUGGAUACAUCUGUAAAGUGAUGCAACUAUAUACUUAAAAAUGUCGAUAAGACAGGUGAAUAUGGAACGACCCGCAAUAAUAUUUCUGGUUACUUAAGAUUCUCUUCUUUCCAAAACUCUCUUAGAAUAAAAAUAUGAUUAAAUAGGGGAUACAUUUUAGAUAUGCACGUUACAUUCAAAUAAAAAUACGAUUAUCAUUCAUUUUUUGUGCUAGUUCAAUUUAAUCUAUUCUGAAACUUGUAUAAUAAUUACAUAUUCCUAUUAAACAAUUUAUUAACUAACCAGACUUAUAGAGAAACUAUCAUUUAGCUCUAUUUGUAAUUAUGGACGAUGGAAUAUGUGUACAUCUGAAGAAUCUUCCUUAAAAUUAAAAAAAAAACAAUUUUGAAAAUGUUCAAUAGGUAAGGCCGGCCUCAGUUAGUUUAUAGAAGAUUCUUCCAGUAGAAAAUAACUAUGAAUCAUUGAUAAUCUGUUUUUCUGAUUAUUAAAUAUUUAAUAAAUAAAUAAA
Molecule: messenger RNA, 3257 nt
Organism: Diorhabda sublineata
Lineage: Eukaryota; Metazoa; Arthropoda; Insecta; Coleoptera; Chrysomelidae
Gene: nAChRalpha2
Product: acetylcholine receptor subunit alpha-like 2
Exons: 7
Coding region: 152-1843 (563 amino acids)
Biological process (GO): monoatomic ion transmembrane transport; regulation of membrane potential; signal transduction
Cellular component (GO): synapse; postsynaptic membrane; neuron projection
Molecular function (GO): transmembrane signaling receptor activity; acetylcholine-gated monoatomic cation-selective channel activity
Source: RefSeq, a predicted model, not a curated record